AAGUGUUGUACAGGUACUAGAUAAAAAGCAUUGGUGGAUCAAACAUAACUGUACUUUGAAGUUUCCCUAUCACCCUCACAACGACUCUUGGCAUCUUAUGCACUGUCUUCAUCUUCAAAUUCUCAUAAUUAUUCUUUUUUUCCACAUAAAUUCUCUCUCUUCAGUCCCAAGUCCAAAUUAACAUGCCCCGUUUUGUAUCCUCGUAAUUGCUCUAUAUAAGUUUCGUACUUUGUUUCGGAUUUCAUUAAUUAGGGCCAAGCUUUAGGUUUUAUUUAUACCUGUCUAUUGUGUUUGUUUUAUUGGUGCUACUGGAAAUGGCUCCAUGGGGCGGGCUAUCUUGCUGUUUAAGUGCAGCUGCUCUUUAUCUUCUCGGAAGAAGCAGUGGAAGAGAUGCUGAAGUGCUUAAAUCUGUUACAAGGGUUAAUCAAUUGAAGGAUCUUGCCCAACUACUAGAUACUGCAUCCAAGGUGUUGCCUCUGGUGGUUACUAUAUCUGGAAGGGUUGGUGCAGAUACACCAAUUAACUGUGAGUACAGUGGUCUACGAGGCGUGAUAGUGGAAGAAACUGCCGAACAACAUUUUCUGAAACACAAUGAUGCAGGAUCUUGGAUACAGGAUUCUGCUUUGAUGCUCUCGAUGUGUAAAGAAGUUCCGUGGUACCUGGACGAUGGAACAGGUCGCACUUUUGUAGUUGGUGGUCGUGGUGCCACGGAUUUGGUACUGACAGUUGGAAGUGAAGUCUUUGAGGAAGUGGGGCGAUCAUUUGUGCGAGGGACAUUGGAUUAUCUCCAAGGUCUUAAGAUGCUUGGAGUGAAGAGGAUUGAACGUGUGCUGCCAGUUGGUACUCCUUUGACUGUUGUUGGUGAGGCUGUUAAAGAUGACAUUGGGACAGUUCGGGUCCAGCGACCACACAAAGGCCCGUUUUAUAUCUCUCAUAAAACUAUUGACCAGCUCAUUGCAAAUCUUGGGAGAUGGGCAAGGUGGUACAAGUAUGCUUCAAUGGGGUUUUCUGCCGUCGGUGUAUAUCUACUUAUGAAGCAUGUUUUUCAUUUUGUGAUGGAAAGGAAGCGUCACUGGGAAUUGCGCAGGAGAGUUCUUGAUGCUGCUGCUAAAAGAGCAGGACAUGAGGAUGAAGGUUCUAAUGCUACAGCUGAGAAUGGAGUGGAUAAUAAAAAGGACCAGUUAAUGCCAGAUCUAUGCGUUAUAUGUCUAGAGCAGGAAUACAACUCAGUUUUUGUCCCGUGUGGUCAUAUGUGCUGUUGCAUGACGUGCUCUUCACACUUGGGAAACUGCCCACUUUGUAGGAGACGGAUCGAGCAGGUUGUGAAAACUUUUCGUCAUUGAUCUGCACAUUAUUUCAUAGCCUUAGGUAACAGCACACAUGGAUGAGCAGAAAGCCAAUUCUCUCGCUCCCUUGUUGAAUUGUCUGUUGAAGUAAUCCUUUUCUCGCUCACACAAUCAAAUUUCUGGUUCUAAUAAUAGCUCAUGCAAAAGUUUAUGCAAGUGUUAGCCGUUUUUGAAACUCGGAUAUUAACUUGUAGAUAGUAUUGAGCUGGAAUUAGUCAUAAAUUGGAGAGUUGUAUGCCGUUAUGAUGUAUAGGCUCCAUUCAUGCAAUUAUCCUCCAUUGUGCUUC
This is a messenger RNA of Lycium barbarum (goji berry), 1633 nucleotides long. RefSeq names its product E3 ubiquitin-protein ligase SP1. The record is from RefSeq and is a predicted model, not a curated record. Bases 315 to 1343 code for a protein of 342 amino acids. Gene Ontology annotation, molecular function: ubiquitin-protein transferase activity. The transcript is spliced from 11 exons. Gene Ontology annotation, biological process: organelle organization; protein ubiquitination. NCBI's taxonomy places the organism in Eukaryota, Viridiplantae, Streptophyta, Magnoliopsida, Solanales, Solanaceae.